Molecule: messenger RNA, 1984 nt
Organism: Chanos chanos (milkfish)
Lineage: Eukaryota; Metazoa; Chordata; Actinopteri; Gonorynchiformes; Chanidae
Gene: rbpja
Product: recombination signal binding protein for immunoglobulin kappa J region a
Exons: 11
Coding region: 72-1571 (499 amino acids)
Biological process (GO): regulation of transcription by RNA polymerase II
Cellular component (GO): nucleus
Molecular function (GO): DNA-binding transcription activator activity, RNA polymerase II-specific; RNA polymerase II cis-regulatory region sequence-specific DNA binding
Source: RefSeq, a predicted model, not a curated record
CACCCCUGUUGUUCUGUGGUCUGGAAGGGGGAAUCUCGCGAUUGUUGGACUUAUUAGAGAGUUUGUGGAAGAUGGCGCCUGUUGUGACAGGGAAAUUUGGGGAGCGUCCUCAGCCAAAGCGUCUUACAAGGGAGGCCAUGCGCAAUUACUUGAAAGAGAGAGGCGAUCAAACGGUGCUAAUUCUGCAUGCAAAAGUUGCACAGAAAUCUUACGGCAAUGAAAAGAGGUUCUUCUGUCCUCCGCCCUGUGUCUACCUGAUGGGCUGCGGCUGGAAGAAGAAGAGGGAGCAGAUGGAGAGGGAGGGCUGCUCCGAGCAGGAGUCCCAGCCCUGUGCCUUCAUCGGGAUCGGCAACAGCGAACAGGAGAUGCAGCAGCUCAACCUGGAGGGAAAGAACUUUUGCACAGCGAAGACAUUGUACAUAUCAGACUCUGAUAAGAGAAAGCACUUCAUGCUCUCGGUGAAGAUGUUCUAUGGGAACAGCGCAGACAUCGGAGUCUUCCUCAGCAAACGUAUCAAGGUCAUCUCCAAGCCCUCCAAAAAAAAACAGUCCCUCAAAAAUGCCGACUUGUGUAUUGCGUCAGGGACGAAGGUGGCGCUCUUUAACAGGCUGCGCUCACAGACGGUCAGCACCCGCUAUCUCCACGUAGAGGGAGGCAACUUCCAUGCCAGCUCACAGCAGUGGGGAGCCUUCUACAUCCACCUCUUGGACGAUGAGGAGUCAGAGGGAGAGGAGUUCACAGUUAGAGAUGGAUAUAUCCAUUACGGACAGACCGUGAAGCUGGUGUGCUCAGUCACAGGCAUGGCUUUACCACGGCUGGUCAUUCGUAAGGUGGAUAAACAGACGGCUCUGAUGGAUGCAGAUGAUCCGGUUUCUCAGCUGCAUAAAUGUGCCUUCUACCUGAAGGACACAGAGCGCAUGUACCUGUGUCUGUCCCAGGAACGCAUCAUUCAGUUCCAGGCCACUCCGUGCCCUAAAGAGAUGAAUAAGGAGAUGAUUAACGAUGGUGCGUCGUGGACUAUCAUCAGCACUGAUAAAGCAGAGUACACCUUCUAUGAGGGAAUGGGACCCGUGCCUUCACCUGUCACACCCGUGCCUGUGGUAGAGAGUUUACAGCUGAAUGGGGGAGGAGAUGUUGCCAUGCUGGAGCUGACAGGGCAGAACUUCACCCCUAACCUUCGGGUCUGGUUUGGGGAUGUGGAGGCUGACACCAUGUACAGGUGCGGGGAGAGUGUACUGUGUGUAGUUCCUGACAUCUCGGCGUUUCGGGAGGGGUGGCGAUGGGUUCGCCAGCCCGUGCAGGUUCCUGUCACCCUGGUGCGUAAUGAUGGGAUCAUCUACUCUACGGCGUUGACCUUCACCUACACGCCCGAGCCCGGGCCCAGACCCCACUGCAGCGCGGCCGGGGCCAUCCUGCGUGCCAACAGCAACUCCUCUUCCUCACUAUCAUCUUCAACGUCGUCCUCCUCAUCAUCGAGCCUCCUUCUGCCGUCCAGUGCAGACACCCAGGCUGCAUACACAGCCAGCAGUAUGUCUUCCUCCUCCUCUUCCUCAGCCAUGUCUGUCUCAUAACCCUGGAGCUGUGUGUGUGUGCGUGUGUGUGAUAGGUGUGCGUGUGUGUGGGGUGGAGAGAAUGAGGAAGAUGAUGGUGCACUGAUUUUUCACUCUGCAUCACAAACUCUUUGGAAAGGAUUGAAACACCACAGAAAGAGGAGGAUGAGGAGGAUGAGGAAGAGUGUCUUUUCUUCCUCUUUCUCUUUCUGUCUGAUGGCCAGGGCAACAGAGGCCCAACUCUGACUAGUGCUCUACACACCAGGUCCAGAGGCUGUGGUGUCACUUCAUCUGCUACAAAGAAAAAAACGAAGAUCACUUUUAAAGGAACAAAGCCUCUGCUACAGAGGGUGUGGCCGGGGGAGGCCUGAGAAGACCAGAUCUGUUUUCUUUUCUGUCCAAGGGCUUGAUGCACUUUUGUGCAUGGCAUAGAA